Molecule: messenger RNA, 3426 nt
Organism: Jatropha curcas
Lineage: Eukaryota; Viridiplantae; Streptophyta; Magnoliopsida; Malpighiales; Euphorbiaceae
Source: RefSeq, a predicted model, not a curated record
AGUAGCAGUUUGGCACCAGAGCUACUCUGCCGCCCGAAACCAUAUAUCUGUUUAUUUUUUUCACAAAUGGGACCGAAAGAAGACAAGACCGAUUGCCAUGGUCGUUCACUCCUUCACUAUCACCGUUCUAUAUUAAAGACAGCUUCAACUCCUCUUCUUCGCCAUCAUAAUCUAAUCUCCUUCCAAAGUCCAAUUCUCCUCUUUCCUUUCUAUGGCUUCUCUCGCAUUCGCUUCGAAGCUCUCCUUGCUUCUGAGCGGCAACUUUAGAUACGACGCCAUUGGAUGGAAACCUACCUUUGGUGAUCAGAAAUCGUUUUCGAGAUUUUUGAAAUUGAAUAGGAAGUUGUUGAACAACUCUUCUUCUUCUUCUUACUCGAAGGCGCGAAUUGUGGUGCCACGCGCCACAGCGGAGCUGGUGGAUGAUUGGAUUGUAGAGGGUGAAGAGAAGAGGCAGGAGGGCGGUAAGGUUCUUAGAGUUGGUCUUAUAUGUGGAGGUCCCUCCGCAGAGCGUGGAAUUUCUCUCAACUCUGCUCGAUCAGUUCUUGAUCACAUUCAGGGCGAAGAUUUGCACGUAAGCUGCUAUUAUAUUGAUUAUGAACUGAAUGCAUAUGCAAUAUCCUCUGCUCAGGUGUACUCAAAUACUCCUGCAGACUUUGAUUUUAAACUUGAAAGCCUUGCUCAAGGUUUUUCAUCUUUAUCUGAAUUUGCUGAACACCUUGCUUCCUCUGUGGACAUUGUAUUCCCUGUAAUUCAUGGUCGAUUUGGUGAAGAUGGUGGCAUCCAGGAGCUUUUGGAAAAAUAUAAUAUUCCAUUUGUUGGCACAGGAUCAAGUGAGUGUCGUCAAGCAUUUGACAAGUAUCGUGCCUCCUUGGAGCUUAACAAACAAGGAUUCAUAACUGUACCUAAUUUUCUAGUGCAGGGGAGCAAAAUGGAUAAAUCUGAAUUAUCUAAGUGGUUUGUGAGCAACCAAUUGGACCCUAACUCAGGGAAAGUAGUGGUGAAGCCAGCCAUAGCAGGAUCAAGCAUUGGCGUAACAGUUGCUUAUGGUGUAACUGAUUCUCUUGAAAAAGCAAGUGAUAUAAUUUUAGAGGGAAUUGAUGAUAAAGUCCUCGUUGAAAUAUUUCUUGAGGGAGGGAGUGAGUUUACAGCCAUUGUAAUUGACGUAGGAUCUGGAUUUGAUUGUCAUCCUGUUGUUCUACUGCCAACGGAGGUGGAGCUUCAAUUUCAUGGCAGUGUUGAUGUAAGAGAAAAAGAUGCAAUUUUCAAUUAUCGAAGAAAGUAUCUUCCAACACAACAGGUAGCUUAUCAUACUCCACCUCGUUUUCCUGUAGAUGUAAUUAAAAAGAUUCGAGAAGGAGCAUCUCUAUUAUUCCAAAGGCUUUGUCUCCGUGAUUUUGCUAGGAUUGAUGGAUGGUUCUUGCCUUCUUCCAUCAAUACCUUUUCAUCUUCAGAUGGGAAAUUUGGAAGGACUGAUUUUGGUACAAUAUUAUUUACUGACAUUAACCUGAUUAGUGGAAUGGAGCAGACUAGCUUUUUAUUUCAGCAAGCUUCAAAGGUUGGAUUCUCUCAUUCAAAUAUUCUACGAAGCAUCAUCCAUCAUGCCUGCUUGAGAUUUCCCAAUCUUGCUUCCAUCAAUGAUAUAUCAGAUCAUUUGCCGAGAAGAUCAAGAUCCUCACAGCUUGCUGAAGCAUUCAGCAAACAAGAAGGCGCUCGUAAAGUUUUUGUCAUAUUUGGAGGUGACACGUCAGAGCGGCAAGUAUCCCUUAUGAGUGGAACAAAUGUUUGGCUCAACUUGCAAGCAUUUGAUGAUCUCAAUGUGACUCCUUGUUUGCUUGCACCCUCAAGUGGCCAGUCUUCUGAUGCCAGCUCUAGAGCAGUUUGGUUAAUGCCUUAUUCUCUUGUUCUAAGACACACAACAGAGGAAGUUCUUGAUGCCUGUAUAGAGGCGGUUGAACCAGCUCGGGCUGCACUGACAUCUCACUUGCGCAACCAAGUGACAAGUGAGCUCAUGGAAGGUUUGAAGAAGCAUAAUUGGUUUAGAGGAUUUGAUAUAUCUGAUGAACUACCUACAAGAUUUUCAUUGGAGGAGUGGGUCAAGCUUGCCAAAGAAGUUCAAGCAACAGUUUUCAUUGCAGUGCAUGGAGGCAUUGGUGAAGACGGUACGCUUCAAUCUUUGCUGGAGGCUGGAGGAGUUCCUUAUACAGGUCCAGGUCCAACAGCUUCGAAGACUUGUAUGGACAAAGUAGCAACAUCUCUGGCUCUUAGUAAUCUUGCAGAUUUGGGAGUUCUUACCAUAAAUAAAGAAGUGCUCAAAAAAGAGGAUUUGCUAAAUAUGCCGGUACUGGAGACUUGGAAUAAAUUGACCUCAGCUCUUCAGUGUAAAACAUUAUGUGUUAAACCAGCAAGGGAUGGAUGCUCAACAGGUGUUGCAAGAUUAUGUUGUGUGGAGGACCUUGCGGUGUAUGUAAAAGCAUUGGAGGAUUGCCUUCUACGGAUACUGCCUAAUAGUUUCUCAAAGGCACAUGGAAUGAUUGAGAUGCCCAACCCUCCUCCAGAGCUCUUGAUCUUCGAGCCUUUUGUUGAAACUGAUGAGAUUGCUAUUUUAUCUAAAUCUACGGGGGAAGAUCUGCACGGCCUCAAGUGGAAAGGGGACAGUCGAUGGGUGGAAAUAACAGUUGGUGUAAUAGGAAAAUGCGGAUCCAUGCACUCACUGAGUCCUAGUAUUACUGUUAAAGAAACUGGCGAUAUUUUAUCACUUGAAGAGAAAUUUCAAGGUGGAACUGGCAUCAAUCUUACUCCGCCACCAUCAUCGAUUGUUAGUGCGGAGGCUCUGGAGAAAUGCAAACAGCAUAUUGAAUUGAUUGCAAACACACUGCAAUUAGAAGGAUUUUCAAGAAUUGAUGCUUUUCUUAAUGUUGACACUGGAGAGGUGUUGGUCAUAGAAGUCAAUACUGUCCCUGGAAUGACUCCUUCCACUGUCCUUAUUCAUCAGGCACUAGCAGAGAAACCUCCUAUAUAUCCUCACCGAUUCUUUCGCACAUUGCUUGAUUUGGGAUCAGAGAGGAGCAUGUAGAAGUAGAAUCUUGUCAUGUUCGAAUUGCCCAAUAAUUUGGAAGCAAUAUUUGGUCUGGAGUGCAGAAUGUAGAAUUUGGUUGGGUUAGUACCCAUCCACACUCUAUAUAUGUUGCUUAUUUAGUCCAGUCACUUAGAUUGAGAGGAGAAAAGAAAAGAAAUGUUGCUGAAUGAACAUUGUCCGUCUAUUUGCAACUUUUUUUCUUAGAAUGGCUUUGUGCAUUGUUGAAAAAGCAUGAAAUGAAAGACCUUAUGUAAAAUAGAUUAGCAGCAGCAGCUCCUGCAAAUAGAAGACAGACUAUUGUAUCAUAUUGUUUUCAUUAAUUAUUAAAAAAAUGAAAGUUUUAGUAUUUA